GUGUGUGUGUGUGUGUGUGUGUGUGUGUGUGCAAAAAGGGAAUUACAAACGUUUGCUAUGGGAAAGCAGCCGCCGCGAAAGGGGAUGCAACGCGGAGCCCCAACCCCGGAGCAGCAGGAGAGCUGAACAGCUUCAGUGUUGCUGCUGGGGCUUUGUGUGUGUCCUGGAUUUUUUGGAAGGCGCCUGUAGCAGCAGCAGUGAGAGAGGAGGAGGGAAAGGAGAGGAGGAGGAGGAGGGGGAAGCCUCUUCAUUCAUUUUUAUUCCGCAUUUUUACCCAUUUUCAGCCUCUUCAGCAACCUGGACUUUGGGGGAUAUUUAAAACUGCGUCGCAUCAUUCCGACGUGGAUACUUUGCGGCGUUUGGAAGCCUUUCCCUCUAUUUUUGGUUGGGCUUGUUUUUCCUUGCAAGGAUUGAUUUGGAUUUUUUUCCCUUUCUUUGCAGUUUUUUUCCCUUACUGCCUUUCUGUGUGUUUGAAAAUGGAGGUUGAAGAUGCAGACUGCCAGCCUCAAUGUGCUUCAUGUUUGCUACUUCUGUGUCCAUUGUAUCACUGCAGCCAGCGCUGAGGGGGGUUUGUUACCUUUUCUGUAGCAAACACCACAAAUACCUACAUAUCUGAAGCAUCAAAAUAGCGUUGUUUGGGGAGUGUGUGUCAGUUUCGACAGCCACAGCAUCGACAACACAUCGGCUCACCACGAGGAAAGAAAUUUUUUAAAAUUACAAUUUUCGAAGGAUCUGUUUUCUCAUCUGGAUUAUUGUUUUUUUUUCCCCUUGUUUCUGGAGGGGGUGUGGGGGCGGCAGUGUGAGUUUCGGACUCCCCCCCCUUCCCCCCUUUUUUUUUGGAGAAAGGGGAAUUUCGUCCUAAAUAAAAGGAAUGAAGUCUGGCGCCGGAAGAGGGUCCCCGACCUCACUUUGGGGGCUUCUGUUUCUCUUUUCUACACUUUGCCUUUGGCCAACAAAUGGAGAAAUUUGUGGGCCAAACAUUGACAUUCGCAAUGAAAUCCAGGAGUUGAAGCGACUAGAAAACUGCACCGUGAUUGAGGGCUACCUCCGAAUUCUACUGAUCUCUAAGGCAGAGGACUACCGGAACUUCCGAUUCCCAAAGCUCACGGUCAUCACCGACUACUUGCUGCUUUUUCGUGUGGCGGGCUUGGAGAGCCUUAGUGACCUCUUCCCUAAUCUCACGGUCAUCCGAGGGAGAAACCUUUUUUAUAACUACGCCCUGGUGAUCUUUGAGAUGACAAAUCUCAAAGAGAUUGGACUGUAUAACCUUAGGAAUAUCACUCGGGGGGCCAUCAGGAUUGAGAAGAAUUCAGACCUCUGUUACCUCUCCACUGUGGACUGGUCUUUGAUUCUGGAUGCUGUAUCUAACAACUAUAUUGUGGGAAAUAAAUCUCCAAAGGAGUGUGGGGACCUUUGUCCAGGGGCAAUGGAAGAGAAGCCUUUGUGUGAAAAGACAACCAUUAAUAAUGAAUACAACUACCGCUGCUGGACCACAAACCACUGUCAGAAAAUGUGUCCUAGCUCAUGUGGAAAGCGGGCCUGCACAGACCAGAAUCAGUGCUGCCACCCAGAGUGUUUAGGAAGCUGCAGUGCACCAGACAACGACACAGCCUGUGUGGCUUGCCGACAUUAUUACUAUGGGGGCACUUGUGUGCCUACCUGUCCUCCUAACACCUACAAGUUUGAGGGUUGGCGUUGCGUGGACAGAGACUUCUGUGCCAGCGUCCACAGUGCCGAAGCCAACGAGUAUGAAAAGUUUGUGAUCCACAACGAUGAGUGCAUGCAGGAGUGUCCCUCCGGCUUCAUACGGAAUGGGAGCCAAAGUAUGUACUGCAGCCCCUGUGAAGGUCCUUGCCCUAAAGUCUGUGAGGGGGAGAAGAAGACGAAAACAAUUGAUUCUGUAACUUCAGCACAAAUGCUGCAAGGAUGCACUGUCUUCAAAGGCAAUUUGCUCAUUAAUAUCCGGCGAGGCAAUAACAUAGCCUCUGAGCUGGAGAACUUCAUGGGCCUUAUUGAGACUGUUACAGGAUAUGUGAAGAUUCGCCAUUCUCAUGCCUUAGUUUCUCUGUCUUUCUUGAAAAACCUGCGAAAUAUUUUAGGAGAAGAACAGCUAGAAGGGAAUUAUUCUUUCUACGUCCUUGAUAACCAAAAUCUACAGCAGCUCUGGGACUGGAACCUUCAUAAUCUGACAAUCAAGGAAGGGAAAAUGCACUUUGCUUUUAAUCCCAAAUUGUGUGUUUCUGAAAUUUAUCGAAUGGAGGAAGUGUCUGGAACUAAAGGUCGCCAGAGCAAAGGGGACAUAAACACUAGGAACAAUGGAGAAAGAGCUUCUUGUGAAAGUGACGUUUUGCAUUUCAUUUCCAACACUACAAUGAAGAACCGGAUUAAGCUAACUUGGCAACGUUAUCGGCCUCCUGAUUACAGGGAUCUUAUUAGCUUUACUGUUUACUUCAAAGAGGCACCAUUCAAGAAUGUCACUGAGUAUGACGGGCAAGAUGCAUGUGGCUCUAACAGCUGGAACAUGGUUGAUGUGGACCUCCCUCCAAAUAAGGAUGUCAAACCUGGAAUUUUACUGCAGGGACUGAAACCUUGGACUCAGUACGCUAUCUACGUCAAAGCAGUUACUCUCACGAUGGUGGAGAAUGACCACAUCCGGGGAGCAAAGAGUGAAAUUGUAUAUAUCCGUACCAAAGCUGCAGUUCCUUCUAUUCCUUUGGAUGUUAUUUCAGCAUCUAACUCAUCCUCCCAACUAAUUGUGAAGUGGAAUCCUCCUUCUCUCCCAAAUGGUAACUUGUCCUACUACAUAGUAAGAUGGCAGCGGCAGCCUCAAGAUAGUUACCUCUACCGGCACAAUUAUUGCUCCAAAGACAAAGUUCCCAUUAGAAAGUAUGCUGAUGGCACCAUUGAUGUCGAAGAGGUUACAGAAAAUCCUAAAACCGAGGUCUGUAGUGGGGAAAAAGGACCUUGCUGUGCCUGUCCUAAGACUGAGGCUGAGAAGCAAGCAGAGAAAGAAGAGGCGGAGUACAGAAAAGUCUUCGAGAAUUUUCUGCACAAUUCCAUCUUCGUACCAAGACCUGAAAGAAGGCGUAGGGAUGUCUUUCAAAUGGCCAAUUCCACAUUGCCCAGUCGGAACAGGAACACUACAAUGGCAGAUCACUUCACCAAUAUGUCAGACACAGAAGAGAUUGAAUCAGAAUACCCAUUCUUUGAGAGUAGAGUGGAUAAUAAAGAGAGGACUUUAAUUUCUCAUCUCCGGCCUUUUACUUUGUAUCGCAUUGAUAUUCAUAGCUGCAACCAUGAAGCUGAUACUCUUGGCUGUAGUGCUUCUAACUUUGUCUUUGCGAGGACCAUGCCAGCAGAAGGAGCAGAUAAUAUUCCUGGACCAGUACUGUGGGAACCAAGACCAGAUAAUACUGUCUACUUGAAGUGGUCAGAACCUGAAAAUCCCAAUGGACUGAUAUUAAUGUAUGAAAUAAAAUAUGGUCAGCAAGUAGAGGAUCAGCGGGAAUGUGUUUCCAGACAGGAAUACAGGAAAUUCGGAGGGGCCAGACUUACACGCCUGAAUCCUGGAAACUAUUCAGCCCGUGUUCAAGCGACUUCUCUUUCUGGGAAUGGAUCAUGGACUGAUCCUGUAUUCUUCUACGUUCCAGCCAAACCACCAGACUAUGAAAACUUCAUUCACUUAAUGAUCGCUCUGCCCAUCGCAGGAUUAUUUAUACUUGGUGGAAUUCUGAUAAUGUGGUAUGUCUACAAUAAAAAAAGAAAUAGUGACAGAUUGGGGAAUGGAGUUCUAUAUGCAUCUGUCAAUCCAGAGUACUUCAGUGCUGCAGAUGUGUAUGUUCCAGAUGAGUGGGAGGUACCUCGAGAGAAGAUUACCAUGAGUCGAGAACUUGGGCAGGGUUCAUUUGGGAUGGUAUAUGAGGGAGUUGCAAAGGGCGUGGUAAAAGAUGAGCCUGAAACCAGAGUAGCCAUCAAAACAGUCAAUGAAGCAGCAAGCAUGCGGGAGAGAAUUGAAUUUCUCAAUGAAGCUUCAGUAAUGAAAGAGUUCAAUUGUCAUCAUGUGGUACGGUUACUUGGAGUAGUAUCCCAGGGCCAGCCAACAUUAGUCAUCAUGGAAUUGAUGACACGGGGGGAUCUCAAAAGUUACCUCAGAUCUCUGAGGCCAGAGACAGAGAAUAAUCCAUGCCAGAUGCUUCCAACCUUAAAGAAGAUGAUUCAGAUGGCUGGAGAGAUUGCUGAUGGCAUGGCAUAUCUCAAUGCCAACAAGUUUGUCCACAGGGAUCUUGCUGCAAGGAAUUGCAUGGUUGCCGAAGAUUUCACUGUCAAAAUCGGAGAUUUUGGUAUGACAAGAGAUAUCUAUGAGACAGAUUACUACAGAAAAGGAGGUAAAGGAUUAUUACCUGUUCGCUGGAUGUCUCCAGAGUCACUUAAGGAUGGAGUCUUCACAACACAUUCUGAUGUUUGGUCCUUUGGUGUUGUCCUCUGGGAGAUUGCAACAUUAGCAGAGCAGCCCUAUCAGGGCAUGUCUAAUGAACAAGUUCUCCGGUUUGUUAUGGAGGGUGGCCUUCUAGAGAAGCCAGACAACUGCCCCGAUAUGCUGUUUGAAUUGAUGCGUAUGUGCUGGCAGUACAAUCCCAAAAUGAGACCUUCUUUUCUGGAGAUCAUCGGCAGCAUCAAAGAUGAGCUGGACCCAGGAUUCAAGGAGGUCUCCUUCUUCUACAGUGAAGAGAAUAAACCACCAGACACAGAAGAGCUGGACUUAGAGACUGAGAACAUGGAGAGCAUUCCCUUAGACCCUUCCUCCACCCUCCAGCCCGCUGACAAACUCUCAGGACAUAAAGCCGAGAAUGGGCCUGGUGUGGUGGUCCUCAGGGCCAGCUUUGAUGAAAGGCAGCCUUAUGCGCACAUGAAUGGAGGACGCAAGAAUGAAAGGGCCUUACCUUUGCCCCAGUCUUCGGCCUGCUGAUCCUUGGAUCCAGAAUCCCAUGCAAACAGUAACACACGUACACUGGGGUUGGGGUGGGGGGGGUGGAGGGAAAAAGAAAUUUAACAAUAUAUUCAAAAGCCUACUGUACCUCAGUGGAUCUUCAGAACUGCCAUCGCUGCACACAGGAGACCCCUAUCUUCAGUAAACAACACAUUGACGAUUUUUUUCUUUUUUUUUUCAAUAUGCAAGCAGAUGUUUGUUUCAGUAAAGGAUUCCUCAAAUGAGGCGGGCCUUUAAAAACUUUACUGGUAACAUUUAAUAGCAACAGAAAACUUGAGGUCUGAUUUUCCUCUCUCUCUUCCCCUGUCGUCUCUUUUUCAUACAUCUCUGCCCUCACACACACAGAGUACCCUCUCUCUUGGCUUCUUAAGGAGAAACCUAUCUGCGCGCAAAUCCAACCAUAAAGCACUUUUUAUCAGAUCAAAGAAAUGGCUGGCUGAGUGGCCCCUACUACCCCUUGCAAGCACCUGCCUAACACUACAUAGGUCUUUAUAAAAUCAAGUUAAGAGACUGGAUUUUUAACCCUGCUCUUUAAACCUUUUUAAUAACUCAUGAAAUUUUAAAAGGGCCAUCAUUCAUUUGAGGUUGUGACCAUUUUCAAUGCUGCCAAAUUUUGCCAAAAAACCAAACUUUUCUUUUUCCUUAAAUUUUGUUGUUGUUGUUGUUGUCAUCAUAGGCAUGGAAAGAGCACAGUAAUCAAUUGCUCCAUCAAAAACAAAAACACAACACUAGUAAUCUUCACCCAAUUAGAUGCUGGUAUUCUUUUUACAUUUCAUUUUAAAAAGCAAUCAAAUUAUUUUUGUCUAGAUUAUUGUUAUUUUUGGGAACUGGACAAAAUAUUCCUUUCUCGUGAUGGAAAUGGGAAGGAAUUGAAGUGAUUUCCCUCCC
Messenger RNA from Dromiciops gliroides (monito del monte), 5875 nucleotides. It is a transcript of the gene IGF1R, whose product is annotated as insulin like growth factor 1 receptor. Gene Ontology annotation, biological process: multicellular organism development; positive regulation of phosphatidylinositol 3-kinase/protein kinase B signal transduction; glucose homeostasis. The record is from RefSeq and is a predicted model, not a curated record. NCBI's taxonomy places the organism in Eukaryota, Metazoa, Chordata, Mammalia, Microbiotheria, Microbiotheriidae. Gene Ontology annotation, cellular component: axon; insulin receptor complex; membrane. Gene Ontology annotation, molecular function: insulin receptor substrate binding; ATP binding; phosphatidylinositol 3-kinase binding.